AUGGCAGGCCCUUCUCUAGAUACACUUCCUGUUGAGCUCCUGACUGAGAUCAGCAGCUAUUUAUGCGCCAUUUGCUGUGGAACAUAUCCCAACAGCCUGAGCCAGAAGCACCUCUCCAGACUCAGUCGCACAUGUCGGCGGCUGCGUGAUGUCUGCCAACCGCUUCUGUUCGACCACUACUACCAUUCUUCCGAGUCCAUGACGCGGCUUCUGUCUUUCCUCCGCACACUGGAUGCCCGCCCUGAUCUCGCAAAGUGCGUGACUAGUCUGGAUUUCCACGAGCCGGGCUAUGCUGAGAACCUCGACGACGAAGAUCGACAGCUGGUGGAGAGCUCCAUCGCCAAGCUUGGUCUGCCCCCAUUGCCGGCUGAGUGGCACGAUUAUCUCCUGGAAAGAAGACUGCUUGUAGCAGAACUUGUGGUCGCGUCGUGUCCGAACAUCAAGGUUCUCAGGGUGCCCAUGAAUCCUGAAUGGACGGUGAGCGUGAUCGCCUCGCUUCCGAAGGACGUUGUCUUUGCAAGGUUGAAGAAGCUAGAUGUUUGGCUUUUCUAUGUCAGCGGCGACCACUAUGCUAUUAAGUACGGGAAAAUCAGCGGGCUGUUGCAUGCGUCGCCGAACCUGGAGCAUCUCCGACUUCCCUCCAUAGAGACGUUCUACCCCGGCGAAGCAGAAGUACCUACCUUGGAGAAGCUGACGGACCUCGAUCUUGGUGAGGGCGCGCCGCCGCCGUAUUUUCUCAACUGUGUUUUGGAGGCGUGCCCCAAUCUCCAAAAGUUCCGCCUGCAUUGGGUCGAUUCGGACGGAUACGACGAAGAUUCCGAAGAGUGGUCGCCUCUGGACGGAUGGCGGGCCCUGCAACGUGUCCAGAGCUCUGUCCGCGAGAUCAUCUUCGAGACUAACAUUGAGUUCCCCGACGAUGAUAACGUUGAAGAAGGCGUUUCGACGCUGCGGGACUUUGCGCGCUUGGAAAUCCUCGAAGUCGGCGGCAGCGCUCUGCAGGCUCUGCACAAAGUCUGGGCGCAUCAUAACCGCCACGCGAGUAUGGAACAAUUCGUAUACCAGGUGUUUCCCUCUACGAUCAAGGAGCUUGCUAUCUGGGACCCUGAUGCGUCGUUAAUCGAGGUUGUCCGCCUUCUCACUCGUGAGACUGCUCGCGAGCAGUAUCCCCGUCUAGCUAGGAUAAACAUUUCUCGGUCAGAGUAUCUGUCGGGAUGGAGGUUUGAUGUGGCGCAAUGGCAAGAAGCCGUUGAGAGACGAGAGUUUGAGCGUUCAACGAUAGACUUGCGCAUCCAACUGCCGACAAUUCUCGAUUACCCUGAUGCCCUCUACACUUUUUAG
Messenger RNA from Aspergillus viridinutans, 1338 nucleotides. RefSeq lists its product as uncharacterized. Bases 1 to 1338 code for a protein of 445 amino acids. The record is from RefSeq and is a predicted model, not a curated record. The transcript has a single exon. NCBI's taxonomy places the organism in Eukaryota, Fungi, Ascomycota, Eurotiomycetes, Eurotiales, Aspergillaceae.